Sarcophilus harrisii (Tasmanian devil) is the source of this 5848-nucleotide messenger RNA. It is a transcript of the gene URGCP, whose product is annotated as upregulator of cell proliferation. The transcript is spliced from 4 exons. Bases 1535 to 4291 code for a protein of 918 amino acids. The record is from RefSeq and is a predicted model, not a curated record. NCBI's taxonomy places the organism in Eukaryota, Metazoa, Chordata, Mammalia, Dasyuromorphia, Dasyuridae. Gene Ontology annotation, molecular function: GTP binding.
GUUGUAGUUCUUUUUUUUAGAGGGGUGCGGAGGAAAAGCCUUUUCAUGAAGCGAUCUCCUUGAAGGAGGGAGCUCCUCGGCUAGUGCUCUUCUGUCCCUUCCCUUGGUAGCCAUGCUCUUCUCGUUUAAAGACCGGUCAUAUACUUGGACAAGGCACUUCUCUCGGAGCCGCACAGGAUGAGCAGUCUCCUCUAAGAGCCCCGAAUCCUAGCAGAGGAUGAGCAGCUAGCCGGUGUCCAGCCAGGGCCAGCGGCUGCUCGCUGCCUUUCUGCUCCAAGAAGAGGGAGUCCAGUCAUUCCAAAGUCACGUAUUAGGUGCCUGCUGUGUGCCGGGGGUGCCAGGCUCUGGGGAUGCCAAGAAGAAGAAAGAGCAGUCCCCGCCCUCUAAGAGCUCCAGAGGGAGACAACGCGAAAACGGCCCCUUGUAUAAGAUAUUCGUAGGGAGCAAAUGAAUUGGAAUCAGAUAGACCCGAGUUCGAAUCCUGCCUCUGGACGCCUGAUCAGCUGGACGAUCUAGAGAGGUCCCUCGGCACUUCUGCAUGCUUCUCGUCUCCAAAAACGAGGGUGAUAACAGCACCCGCUGCUGUUGUGAAGUUGAGAGAAUAUUUGUAAGGCACUUUAGCCUUUGAAGUGUUGUUUAAAUGGCAGAUAAUAUUAUUAAGAGGAAGGUAGUAUUAGUAGGAAGACUGUAUAAGGUGGGACUUGAGUGAGUCUUUGAUGGAAGGCAGAAGAAGAAGGGGGAGGCUACUGAAAAAAGGCUUGGUGAGAAUGAACAACAAGAAGGCUGCUGUCAGUUGUACAGCACCCCAGGGGAGUAAAGUACAAGAAGAGGGGAAAGAUUGAAAGGACCCAGUUUGUGAAAGGCUUUAAAAGCUGAAGAAAAGGAAGAUAAGGGCGCUGGAGGAGAGAAGAGAACACUGGAGAGAAUGGAACUGGGGUGGAUGAGGUAGACUGGAAUAGAAAACGAUAAAUGGGCUGAAAGUGGACUGGAAAGCUGUAUAAAGAGGAUAAGGAAGUUGGGACUGGUCAAUCUGGAAUCCCCCGAUGUGAGGGCAAGAAGAGAGAUGCUGGACACAAUCUCUUCUUGUAUUUCCAUUGCUUCUCCAGGGCCCAGCAAGGGCUAUGUUCAGAGGAACAGGUCUUCACACAAGAUGUCCCUCUGCCCGAAACCAUCCUUUCUUUCCUCACUUUUGAGUGGAUAGAGUGGGGAACUUACCGGGAAGACCCACAUUAAAUAUUGCCUCAGAUACCAGCUGGGGGAUCCCAGGUGAAUCACUAAACCUACCUAUGUCUCAGUUUUCUCACCUCUCAAAUGACGGAGUUGAAGUUGGGUGCAAGUGACUGUGCUGAGCACCAGGGAUAGAAAUAUCCUUGUAUUUCUUAUAUUCUUAUAUUCUAAAGACUCAUAAAAGGGGAGAGUCCUCAAGCUGGGGAUUCCCUUUCAUGUACCUAUAUUUCAACUACAUGGGAGUAGUUGCUGUUCCCAGAACUUGAUAUUCUACAUCACAUCUCCGUGGAAGGAGUACAUUCCAGAUAUGCAGAAUGAGCUGUUCAAAGAAAAAGAGAUUUGGCACUCUGAUUUGGGAGAAGUGGUACCGGAAGGGAAGGACCCAGAGACUACACAGGCUGAACAGGAAAAUACAGAUGGCACAGAAGAAGCCCAGGAGAAUGGACAGCCCAUUGUGGCUGACUUCCUUACAGAGGAAAGGAGCAGGCUACAUGAAACAAUGUCACUCUUGGGACUGGAGACUUACUGCAACAGGAAACUCAGCCUCCAGGAUGCCCGGCAGAUCAGUUUUGACAGUAUGAAGAACUGGGCACCCCAGGUGCCCACUGAUUUGCCUUGGAGCUUCCUCAGAAAGCUCUUGGCUCUCAACUCGGAAGUCCGCAACACUACUUUGUUAUCGGACUUGCCCCAGGAUGACAGGACAGGUGAGAAAGAAACACAAGUAGAUGAGCAGGAGAUAUACUGGGGUACCUCCGAGGACAUUUAUUCCCUCACCGAACUGGUGACGACCCCGGACGUGCCCCUGAAUCCCUUGGACCUCCUCUGUGCGCUUCUCCUUUGCUCGGACAGUUUCCUGCAGCAGGAGUUGCUGGUCAAGAUGUCUCUUUGCCAGUUUGCCCUCCCCGUCGUCUUGCCGGACUCAGAGACCCAAAACCACACCUUCCUGCUGUGGGCCCUGCGGGGUGUGAUGAGGACGUGGUGGUGGCAGUCCCCGGGGGGGCCCAGGACUUGGAGAGAGGAGAGUCUGGUGCUCACGAGGGUGCCGAUCAUCUCCUUUGCACGCAUGGACAUCAGUAGCCACUCCAAGUCCCACCUCCUCAAUGCCGUCAUGAGCCCCAGUCACCACCAGCCCCAUGACUAUUUCUGCCACCGGGAGAUGCCGUCGGCGGCCAAUGCUCGGGAGAUUGCAGACGGCUUGGUCGAGAUGUCCUGGUACUCCCCGGGCAGCAGCAGCAAAGAGAACCUGGAUGUCUUCCCGGAGCCCGUCGCCUUCGCCAAUCUGAGGGGUGAGAUCGGAAGUCACUGGCAGCAGUUCAAGCUUUUGACGGAGACAUCGGCGGCCGUUUUCAUUUUAACCGACAACAUCGGCCAGAAGGAGUACGAGCUGCUCUGCUCCCUGAGUGGGUCCACCACUCGCUAUUACCUCAUCCUGAGCCCCUACCGUGGCAAACGCAACGCCAACCUGAGGUUCCUGAACAAGCUGGUGUCGGUCCUUCAGAUCGACUACUCUCACGUCCUGGUGAAGGUCAGCAGCACGGACAGCAAGCGCCUCGUCAAGCGGCUCCAGGCCAUUGUGGUGAAUGUCAUCAAGUCGGCGAGCAGGAAGGUGUCCCUGGAGGACAUGGCGGAAACGGCUCGGACCCUGGGCCUAAAAGUGGAUGAGGAUUGCGAAGAGUGUCAGAAGGCGCGCGAGCGGGUGGAAAAGAUCACCCAGGAUAUCCAGGACGUGGAGCUGUACAAGAGGGAGAAGCUCCGGUUACAGGGGGACCCUUGGAGAAGCAUCGCCCAGGUGGAGAAGGAGCUCUGCCGGCUACAGCGGGCUGGCGACUCUUCUCCGGAGAAAUACAAGUCGGAGCUCCGGCAGCGGCUGCUGGCCCUGAGGAUGCACCAAAACCGCUAUGAGCUGGGCGGGGGCAUGCAGGAAUUCAUUAAGGGAAUCGCCAACCCCUCCCUGGUGGAGAAGCAAUACUUCCUGGGCUGGAUGAAACUGAAGCUGGAAGAGAUGGCAAGGCAGGGCCGGCGGCAGCCCCCAGAGGCCCUGGCACCCCUGGGACCCAAACACAGUCGGCCGGCAGAGCUCAGCGAGCAGCUCUGGCCCACUUCCUUGGGGGUGGAGCACUUCUUGAGGGAGAUGGGGCAGUUUUACGAAGCCGAGUGCUACCUUGUGGAGGCGGGGAAGAUGGCGGAGAGCCAGAAGCGGUUCACCCACUUUGUGGGCCUGGCCUCAGAGCUGGUCUUGAGUGGCUUUCCUCUGGAGCUGAUGGAUCGAGGCACCUGCUGCGUUCCCUUGCGGUGGGUGACAGGCAUCCUGAGGGAGCUUCACGCCCGGCUGGAGGGCAGACCCCGACUGCUGGUGCUCUCUGUGCUGGGAGCAGAGGGCACGGGGAAAUCCACUCUGCUCAACACCAUGUUUGGGCUCCAGUUUGCCACCAGCAGGAGCUACAAACCCCACGGCACUUUCAUGCAGCUCAUUUCGGUGACAGAGGACUUCCGCCAGGACCUGGGCUGUGACUUCAUUCUGGUGAUUGAUUCCGGGGGGUUGACGGGUGGGGCCGUGGCCGCCAGGGGGGAGAGGUAUGAGCUGGAGGUGUCCCUGGCCACUCUGGCCAUGGGGCUCAGCAACAUCACCGUGGUCAGCAUGGCUGAAACCAAGGACACCCCUCUCGCUGCCCUCCAUGCCUUUCUGAAGCUCGAAAAAUUGGGGCACGUCCCCAACUGUCAACUUGUGUCCCAGGACCUCAGUGACGGGCCAGUCCCCAGACCCAACCCGAGAGACCGGAAGCAGCUGCUGGAACAACUGAACGACCUGAGCAAAGCCGUAGCUGAGAUGGAGAAGCAGGACGAGGAGCGGGCCCUCUCGGACACAGUCUUGUGCGACCCUGAGAAGCACAUCUGGCACAUCCCUCGCUUGUGGCAUGGCAUGCCCCCCAUGGCCCCCGUGAGCUUGGGCUAUUGUGAAGCCGUCUUCGAGUUAAAGAGAUGCCUCCUAGAGAACAUCAGAAAUGGGGUGUGUCAUCAGCACAGGGACAUCGUACACCUGGUGGAGCUGGUGGGGCGGCUGUGAAGGCAGAGACCCCUGGAAGUGAGGGCUACUGACCAACCUGCUGGGAGGGACCUCUCCUCAAGGGUAACAAAGAAUGAAGCUCGCCGUCCUGGAGAGACUUCCUGGAGAAAGAGCAGCUGCCGCCUGAGCUUGCUGGAGGACAAAGACUCGGGGAAAGAACAGAUCAGAAAGUUUGCAUCCUCCUAGGACGACCCGGUCCAGAGAACAAAGCUUCCAACCAACCAGCCAGUGCACGGAUGAGCACAGAGAGUGAGCGAGCAUCUUUAUCAGGAACACGGAACACCUCCAACGUCACUGACCUGAGGACCCCGAAUGCCCCGGGAAGGAAACACCCAAGCAGCGAUUUUCUUCUCUGGCGCAGGACCACAAGUAUGCCAUUCGAGGCUGCUCCCAGGUUGGCAGACACUUCCUAAUGUUCAGCCCCUCCAUACCGUCUCCUAGUGAAAUGAUGUGGGGCUCACCCUGGACAGCCCUGCCUGUCCUAGAUGACUUUGAGUGCCCAGGACGGGGUGGGGAGGGGAGAAGGAAUUGUGCACAGAGAGCCCGGUGUGUCCCCCCUCCUCAGGGGAAGGUCAUUCUCUUGUCCGGGCAAGGGGUUCAACAUGAAUGUUGCCUGUGGCUAGAGUGAACGGGAUUGCCACUUUGCUGACACUGGCAUUUCUGCCAAGGGCCCACGGGGUACAAAGCACUUUAUUUAUUGACUUCUCUGCUAAUAAGGAGUGAUAACAGGCGGGUUCUUAUUGUUUGUGCCUUAAUUUUUCUAUCUCCUAAAUGAGGCCCUGAAUGCCCAGCUGAUGUGUUCUGAGGAUGAAUGAGAGUGUGUCUGUAAACUUGGAAUACCUCAGAAAGUCACCAUAAAAAUGUCACACCUCAUUGCUUUCUCGAUAGCCAGGAGUCAUUCUUUCCUCCAGGACGUCUGUGGGACACUUGUGCUGUGCCCAGGGUUGGAAUGACCGGAGGGUGCUUUGAGUGGCUCCGAACACUGGAGAAAGAGGAAAUAAGACAAAAAUACCGAGACAUCUUGGGCAAACUCCCAAGGCACGGGUACAGUUCCGUUAAUGUUUGUAAAAGGGACUCAUCAGAGGAUAAAGGAAAUACUUUUCCACUUGAUUCAACACAAGCAUUAAGUUCAGACUCUGUCUCUUUAAGUACCUAAAUCUAUUAUCCUGUAUGCACAGAAAAAGAUAGCAUGGCCAAGGAGCUCUAACCUUGGAUUCAGGAAUGAACGAACGAACGAAUGAAUGAAUGAAUGAAUGAAUGAAUGAAAAAGCCCUUUUAAAACCCAAGAGUUCAAGAACAGAGUGAAUGGUCAAGAAGGUACCUCCUCUCAGGAGCUCCCAAGCUGGGUCCAGGUCCUACCUCUCAUUUGAACUGGCUUUUUGUGAUCCUGAGUAAAUCACCUAAUAUCUCAGUGUCCCUACUUGUAUUUAAGAAUUUAAGUGAUCUGUCUGCAUUGGUGAAUCAAACAUGUUUCAUCAAAGGUUAAAUGCCUACUAUGCGCCAGGUAUUGUGCUGAAGAUACAAAAACAAAAAACAAAGCAAUCCCUUUCCAUCAAA